Fomitiporia mediterranea MF3/22 is the source of this 656-nucleotide messenger RNA. RefSeq names its product mitochondrial ribosomal protein L16. NCBI's taxonomy places the organism in Eukaryota, Fungi, Basidiomycota, Agaricomycetes, Hymenochaetales, Hymenochaetaceae. Gene Ontology annotation, biological process: mitochondrial translation. Gene Ontology annotation, molecular function: rRNA binding; structural constituent of ribosome. The transcript is spliced from 4 exons. Gene Ontology annotation, cellular component: mitochondrial large ribosomal subunit; ribosome. Bases 1 to 633 code for a protein of 210 amino acids. The record is from RefSeq and is a predicted model, not a curated record.
AUGUUCUCGUUGUCUGCUGCGUUCUCGCAGCUACGACUACAUGCUGCACCAUCUCGCGCGUCUAUAAGCUCUCCUCUCACCUUCGUUCGACAUCGUUCGCAACUUUCACCGAGAAACGUAAAAUGGGUGAAGCGCCAGAAAGGUAUCAUUCCCAUUCCGAUAGGCGGGUCGACCAAAGGAACCACUUUGGCCUUCGGUGAAUGGGGAAUACGAAUUAAGGGCAAUGGCGCACGUCUUACUGGAAAGCAGCUGGAGACCGUACAGGAGCUUAUCAAGCGAAAACUUAAGGUCAUCAAAGGUGCAAAGGUUUUCUUGCGUGUUUUCCCGGACAUCCCUGUCUGCAUCAAGGGAAAUGAGACGCGUAUGGGCAAAGGAAAGGGGACUUUCGAAUUCUGGGCAACGCGUGUUCCUACUGGACGUGUCAUCUUUGAGAUUGGUGGCGUUCCAAUAAGAGAAGAGCUUGCCCGAGACACUUUACGACAAGCAAGUAACAAACUACCAGUCAUGACGGAAUUCAUCACCCGCCGUUCUCCUCCUCGACUUGGAAACCUCGAGAUUCCCCUGGAGACCUCCGAAGUAGACCACAUUACUACUCCCACGUCUGCAGAGCCUGUAACUUUAUCUAUUGCAUAAUCUCAACAUAUUCUCGCCUCGAC